AUGACAGACAGCCCUCCCCCCGACGAUCGCCCUACGCCAGAUGCCUCCCCACGAACAGAGAGCGAACUGCCUCCCCGCCCACCAUCGCCACCGGCGAAAACAGUAUCUCCAGAACCAGCGCCUGCUGCCGUUAAUCCAGAGGAGAUGGCUCAGUUGGAGAAAGUCUUACAGUCGGAUAUUGGAGUUUCGAUUCUAUUAACUAGAUUGAAACAAACCAUUGCAUCCACUAAAGACUUCUCGAGUUUCCUACGCAAGCGAUCUGUCAUCGAAGAAGAACAUGCGCAAGGCCUCAAAAAGCUUGCUCGCUCUGUCCAUGACUCGGCCCAGCGCAUCGAUAAUCGCCAAGGCACUCUCUCAGUCAGCUGCGAUGAGAUAAACCGUAUCCACGACCGCAUGGCCGACCAUGGCCUCCAAUUUGCGCUCUCCCUUCAGCAGAUGUCGGAUGACCUGAAUGAGCUGGCUGCGAACCUAGAGCGGGGCCGGAAGCACUGGAAGCAGAACGGGCUGAAUGCGGAAAAGCGCGUGCAGGAUGCGGAGAACAUGGCGGAGAAGGCGAAAGCGAAAUACAACUCUCUCGCCGAACAGUAUGACCGCGCUCGGACCGGCGACGCUCAGCAUGGUAAAUUUGGCUUGAAGGGGCCCAAGUCUGCGGCGCAGCAUGAGCAGGAUCUGUUGCGCAAGGUCCAGAAUUCGGAUUCGGAAUAUGCGUCCAAGGUCCAGGCGGUGCAGGGUAUGAAGAAUGAGCUGAUCUCGAACCUGCGGCCGCAGGCCGUGCGCGCGCUGCAGGAUUUGGUGGCUGAGGGAGAUUCUGGGCUUAGCCUUCAGGUGCAGAAAUUCGCUACAUUCACCGAGAAACUUCUGCUUGGGAAUGGUCUUUGCGUGAGCCCAUUGAAGAACGGCGUCAAUGCCAAUGCCGCUGGGUUUAAGAGCCUGCGGGAAGUUGCGUCUGAAGUUGAUGACGAGAAGGAUUUUAAGAGCUUCGUCUUGAGCCAUGCGUCCAAGAUUGGCUCAGGAUCUACUGAGAUCAAAUAUGAGAAGCACCCAACACUCGCGACCCCUCCUCCGCAACCAGCCCCUAUACAAACUGUAAACCAACCCAGCCCCGCACCUCUCCCCCAGGCUCCUCCGCAACUAUCAGGACCUCCGUUCAACUCCACCCCCCCUCAAUCUGCAACCUCACCGGUCCAUCAUCAGCACUCGCCACACUCCUACCAACAACCGUCGCAGCAGCAGCCGUAUCAACCACCAUAUCAGCUACCACCUCCGCAACAGGAUCCAUAUGGCAUGCACGAGCAAGCACCAGGACAAAUGCCACCGCAACAGCCACAGCGGCAGCCGUAUCCACCGCCUGGGCCCGGUCCAGCCCACAUGCCGACCCAAUACCGGCCCUAUUCACCGGUCCAGCAACAGCAACCUCCUCCAGAAACCCUGUCAGCAGCUAGGAACGGGUUCGGCGCAGAUACAUCACGUGAGCCGCAGGAGCCUGACCCUGGGCCUGGCCCUGUAUUUGGCCAGUCUCUGGAAGCUCUGUUCCUUAGAGAUCAAACCGCCAUUCCUAUGAUCGUGUACCAGUGUAUCCAGGCCAUCGAGCUUUUCGGGCUCAAUGUUGAGGGUAUCUAUCGUCUCUCUGGCAAUGCUAGUCACAUUGCGCAUCUGAAGGCUCUGUUUGAUCAUAACUUCAAACUAGUCGAUUUCACAAACCCGGAGAACUUCUUCCAUGACAUCAACAGCGUAGCUGGGCUCCUGAAGCAGUUCUUCAGAGAGCUUCCUGAUCCGUUGCUCAUGAAUAAGUAUUAUGCGGAUUUCAUCAAUGCUGCACGUAUCGAUGACGAUUACCAGCGCUGCCUUGCAUUGCAUGCGGCUGUUAACAAUCUCCCGGAUGCACACUAUGCGACCCUCCGGGCGUUGAUAUUGCAUCUCAGCCACGUCCACAGACGAUCUGACGAGAAUCGAAUGAAUGCAGGCAACAUCGCUAUUAGCUUUGGUCUCACCCUGAUGGGUUCGAAUGCCGGACACAACGUUGCAGAUUCCGGUUGGCAAGCACGUGUUAUAGAGGGCAUUCUGCUGAAUGCGGACACAAUUUUCCACACGGAAUAA
This is a messenger RNA of Blastomyces dermatitidis ER-3, 2097 nucleotides long. RefSeq names its product rho GTPase activator. Gene Ontology annotation, biological process: regulation of GTPase activity; signal transduction. The transcript has 9 exons. The coding region runs from base 1 to 2097 and encodes 698 amino acids. Lineage: Eukaryota; Fungi; Ascomycota; Eurotiomycetes; Onygenales; Ajellomycetaceae. The record is from RefSeq and is a predicted model, not a curated record. Gene Ontology annotation, cellular component: cytoplasm.